Molecule: messenger RNA, 3635 nt
Organism: Micropterus dolomieu (smallmouth bass)
Lineage: Eukaryota; Metazoa; Chordata; Actinopteri; Centrarchiformes; Centrarchidae
Product: ATP-binding cassette sub-family B member 6-like
Exons: 19
Coding region: 5-2560 (851 amino acids)
Biological process (GO): transmembrane transport; heme transport
Cellular component (GO): membrane
Molecular function (GO): ATP binding; ABC-type heme transporter activity; heme binding
Source: RefSeq, a predicted model, not a curated record
UGGCAUGAUGAUUCACACCUACUGCGAAGCCAAUUCCUCCAUCUCCCUCACCUGGGUGGAUGAAGGCAUCUCCCCCUGCUUCUACUUCACACUGGUCCCCGCCAUCCUGCUAACUAUCGCCUUCUUCCUCGGCACCAUCCACUGCGUGUGCUACCAGAAAUAUGGCACAGCAAUGGAACCCAAGUUCGUCCCACGCUCCCUCCUCUUCAGUUUCCAGCUGGCCAUCUCCGUCCUUCUCCUGGUCCAGUUUCUGAGUGGGUUGGUCUGGCGGGCUGCCAGCGGAGCAGAGCUCCCAGGCUAUGUGCUGUUGUAUGGCUGCUUCUCUGCGCUGGGCUGGGCCUGGGCUAUAGCCCUGCUCAGGGUGGAGAGACAUAGGGUCCUGGUGAUGGACCGGACAAGGGGCCACAGCACGGCCCUGCUGCUGUUCUGGGCUGUGGCUUUCUCAGCCGAGAACCUGGCCUUCAUCUCCUGGUACAGUCCUCACUGGUGGUGGGGCCUGGAGAACACUCAACAACAGGUGCAGUUUGCCCUGUGGCUGAUGCGCUACAUUGGCACCGGGCUGCUCUUCUUCAUUGGUCUCAGAGCUCCAGGGCUGCCACGCAGACCAUACAUGCUACUGAUAAACGAAGAUGAGCGGGACAUAGAGAGCAGCGGACAGAGUCUUUUGGGCAGAACAGAAGAAAACCAGUCCACCUGGCAGGGUUUCAAGAAGAAAGUCCGCAUGCUUGUUCCCUACAUGUGGCCCCAGGGCAACAUCUUGCUACAGCUACUGGUCCUCUUCUGUUUGGGGCUGAUUGGGAUUGAGAGAGCUAUCAAUGUCUUUGUCCCCAUUUACUACAAAAAUAUUGUGAAUGAACUGACUGAUGGCAGCAGCUGGCACACUCUGUCUAUGACAGUGUGUGUUUAUGUCCUGCUCAAGUUCAUGCAAGGCGGCGGGGCAGGUGCCUCGGGAUUUGUCAGCAACAUGCGCUCUUUCCUGUGGAUCAAGGUGCAGCAGUACACCAACCGCUUGGUUCAAGUGCAGCUGUUUUCCCACUUGCACUCCCUCUCCCUGCGCUGGCAUCUGAGCCGCAAAACCGGUGAUGUGCUGAGAAGCAUGGACCGCGGCACCUCCUCCAUUAACAGCCUGCUCAGCUACAUAGUGUUCAGCAUCUUACCAACCAUCGCUGAUAUUGUCAUUUCUAUCAUCUACUUCAUCACUUAUUUCAAUGCCUGGUUCGGCCUUAUUGUCUUCAUCUGCAUGACCUUGUACCUCACUGUGACCAUCAUCAUCACUGAAUGGAGAACCAAGUACAGGCGAGACAUGAAUCAGCAGGACAACAAUGCCAUGUCCAAGGCUGUGGACUCCUUGUUAAACUUUGAGACGGUCAAAUACUACAAUGCAGAAAACUAUGAGGUCAGCCGUUACGAGGGUGCCAUCUUAAAAUAUCAGGUGUCUGAGUGGAAGACCCAGGCGUCCCUGGCCUUGCUCAACCAAACGCAGAACCUCAUCAUCGGAUCAGGCCUGCUGGCCGGUUCCCUACUCUGUGCCUACUUUGUGACUGAAGGAAAGUUUAUGGUUGGAGAUUUUGUUCUCUUUGGUACCUACAUCAUCCAGUUGUACACCCCCCUCAACUGGUUUGGAACCUACUACAGAAUGAUCCAGAAAUCUUUCAUUGACAUGGAAAGCAUGUUCAAACUUUUUGAAGAAGAGCAAGAGGUGAAAGAUGAAGUAAAUGCUGGGAAUUUCCUCUACAAACAGGGAAAAGUGGAGUUUGAGAAUGUUUACUUCAGCUAUGCAAAUGGGAAGGAGAUUCUCCGGGAUGUUUCCUUCACUGUACUUCCAGGACAGACAGUUGCCCUGGUGGGACCAUCGGGCGCCGGGAAGAGCACCAUCAUUCGACUCCUCUUCCGUUUCUAUGACGUUCAGGGAGGCAGCAUCAGCAUUGAUGGCCAGGAUAUAUCAAAAGUAAAGCAGGAAUCUCUGCGAGCUCAUGUCGGCGUGGUUCCCCAGGAUACUGUGCUUUUCAACGACACCAUCCGGGAUAACAUUCGCUACGGCCGCAUCUCUGCUACUGACCAGGAGGUGGAGGAGGCUGCUGUAGCUGCUGAUAUCCAUGAUAAAAUCAUGACCUUCCCUGAAGGUUACGAUACGCAGGUGGGUGAAAGAGGUCUGAAGCUGAGUGGAGGAGAGAAGCAAAGGGUGGCUAUUGCCAGAACUAUCCUCAAAGCACCACAGAUCAUCCUGCUGGAUGAGGCCACAUCUGCACUAGACACACAGACAGAACGCAACAUCCAGGCCUCACUGGCUAAAAUCUGUGCCAAUCGUACAACAGUUGUUGUUGCUCACAGGUUGUCCACCAUAAUCGGAGCAGACCAGAUUCUGGUUAUAAGUAAUGGCCGGAUUGCUGAACAAGGACAACAUGAUGAAUUGCUGCUCAAGGGAGGCUUGUAUGCAGAUAUGUGGAUGAACCAACAGCAGAUCCAGGAUUCUGAUUCCUCCUCAGAAACAGAAGCCAAAGACUGCAAGUCUGAGAAACUGCAGCCACCAUCAACCUCUUCAGGGUACCAUGGCCACUGAAUGUAUUUUUUUGUUUGUUUUUUCUAAAAAAAAGAACUCUACAUUUUGAUUCCCCUCCUAAUUGUAAAAAGUUGAUGGAUGAUUUUAACAUGAUACAACACUCAGCAAGAUGAAAAUGUUAUUUAUUUUUAGAAUUGUUGACACAUUAUUUAAAGAUACAGAAGGAAGAGUUGCAAGAAAUCAGGUUAUAAAAAGCACUUAUCACCUCAGAACUGCAUCUUGUUGAAUUGAGGGGCUAAUGAUUGUGUUUCCUGCUGAAUAGUAUAUAAAUGACACUGGGUUUGUAUACACGUUGUCAGAGAUUAUAGUCAUCUUUAUUUUAUUUUUUACAUUGUGAGCUCUGCUGUUAUUAGUUAUUUUUAUUAAGUGUAAGUUGUUGUUUUUUAAAUGUGUAAGACUGUAUACUUUUGAUUGUUAAGAUAAACCGGAGUGUGUUUGCUCAUCUGAUUAUUGUGUCUUCUAAAUUGUUAAGGAUUAAUGAAUACUUAAGGCAAAAGAUUUUUAGAUUGGCUGAUGUACACAUAAAGUUGCAAAAUCCAUGUCUGCCUGUUGUUGGCAGUUAAAGACAAUAUACCUUUCUCAUGGCAGACAUUUUGACUUGCUACCUGAAUAUAUUGGAACCAGGUUAUCAGUUAGAUAUGUGCUUUUGCUGCAUUAACAAGUCUGCCUUGAAAAAGAUAUGCCAUCAAAUUCAAUGGAACAUGCAGAAUUCAUACCCACCAUUAUCAUAAUAAUAUAUAAAUAUAUACAGUCAUACACAAUUUCUGAAGAGGAAUUUUUUUUUUUUUUUACAAUCACAAAAGGUACUGUUGAUGAUUAUUACCUGUUGUAAAUAUUUAGUUUCAUCUUGGACUAAAAUAAAAUACUUUUGUUCCAAUCUGUAAAAUCAAUUUUCAGAUUUAAAAUAUAUCCUUAUUCCUUUUAUUUGAUUUUAAAACACUACAGUUUUUUUUAGCUAAUUACCAGAGAAAAGAAGCAAAUUUGGAGUAUGAAUUUCUUAAGGUGACAUAAAACACCCUGUUAACGCUGCAAAUUUGAAUUUAAUUGUUUUGAUUAAAAUGAUUGCUAAGGACAA